Molecule: messenger RNA, 3042 nt
Organism: Callorhinchus milii (elephant shark)
Lineage: Eukaryota; Metazoa; Chordata; Chondrichthyes; Chimaeriformes; Callorhinchidae
Gene: vps16
Product: VPS16 core subunit of CORVET and HOPS complexes
Exons: 24
Coding region: 92-2608 (838 amino acids)
Biological process (GO): intracellular protein transport; vacuole fusion, non-autophagic; endosomal transport
Cellular component (GO): endosome; cytoplasm; lysosomal membrane
Molecular function (GO): actin binding
Source: RefSeq, a predicted model, not a curated record
UGAAGCCGCAGUCUCUGGAAGCGGCAACACGAAGGCCGCAGUUCUGUUGGGGGUAUCACAGGGAAUUGACCGCAAAUCCCCGCAGGAGAGGAUGGCGUUCGUGACGGCGAACUGGAACCCUCUGGGGGAGGUGUUCUACAGGAAGUUUGACCUGUACACCGUGAAGUGGAUGAUGAGAGAGGACUUUAGUAACUGUCUGAUCACGGCUGCACCAUACGGAGGUCCAAUCGCUUUGAUGCUGAAUGCCAUGCGGAAGGAACGGUCUCAAAGUCUUCGGCCUGUUUUGGAAAUCUACUCCUCCUCUGGAGCUCUGAUAACUUCUUUCCCAUGGAAAAGCGGCCUAGUGGUUCACAUUGGAUGGACUGCCAGUGAAGAUCUGCUCUUUAUACAAGAUGAUGGCACCGUUCUUAUCUACGAUAUAUUUGGUACAUUUAAGAGACAUUUCAGCAUGGGCAAUGAGGUGUUGCAGAAUCGAGUUGUGGAGGCCAAGGUGUUCCACUCUGUUUACGGCUCCGGAGUUGCUAUAUUAACUGGUGCUUUUCGAUUCACUUGUGCUACAAACAUAGAUGAUCUCAAGCUUAGACGACUUCCUGAAAUCCCAGGACUCCAGGACUCCCCGACAUGUUGGGUUGUUCUGAUGCAAGAUCGACAGACCCGAAUCAUUCUGGCUAAUGGAAAGGAUUUAUACAUACUGGAUAAUGCUUCCUGCAUAGCUGUAACUCCUCCAAACCUGGGCCCACAAGUCUGUGCAAUUACCCAAAUUGCUGUUUCAUUCAAUUAUAAAUGGCUGGCUUUAUUCACAGACGAUGGCAACAUUUGGAUGGGUCCAUCGACACUAAAGGACUCGUUGGUUGUGAUCGACACAAAUUAUCGAAUACCGCCUAAGCAGUUUGCUUGGUGUACCAGAUCGAAAAGCACCAACCCUUGCGUCGUGGGAAUCUGGGAUAAACUCCUUUUGGUCGUGGGAAGUUCAAAGGAGAAAAUAAAGUUUCACUUGGAUGAAGAAGUCCACUUAGUGCCCGAGAUUGAUGGGGUUCGAAUCAUCGGUGCUUCUCGGCAUGAAUUUCUUCACGAAGUCCCACCUGCAUGUCAAGAUGUAUUCAAAAUUGCCUCCAUGGCACCUGGUGCACUUUUGCUGGAAGCCCAUAAAGAAUAUGAGAAAGAGAGCCAGAAGGCAGAUGAGUAUUUGCGGGAGAUAAAAGACCAGAAUCUGCUGUUUGAGGCUGUGCAGCAGUGUAUUGAGGCAGCAGGUCAUGAGUACGAACCAGAAAUGCAGAAGACUUUACUGAGGGCGGCCUCUUUUGGUAAGUGCUUCAUAAGCAACUUUCCACCGGACAUGUUUGUGAGGAUGAGCAGAGAUCUGCGGGUGUUGAAUGCCAUUCGAGACAGUACCAUUGGCAUCCCUCUCAGCUAUCCCCAAUACCAACAGAUCACCAUGGAGGUUCUGAUUGACAGACUAGUUUUGCGUAGACUUUACCCUCUUUCUAUAAAGAUUUGCGAGUACAUGAAAAUAUCGGAAUUCAAGGGCGCAAGUCGGAUUUUGGCACAUUGGGCCUGCUACAAGGUGCAGCAGAAAGAGGAGCCUGAUGACAGCAUUGCUCGUGUGAUCAACGACAAACUGGGGGACACUCCAGGGAUUUCCUAUUCCGAAAUUGCUGCCAGAGCUUACGAUUGUGGCAGAACGGAGCUGGCAAUAAAACUUUUAGAGUACGAGCCAAGGUCUGGCGAACAAGUCCCUUUGCUGCUGAAGAUGAAAAGAAGUAAUCUGGCAUUACAUAAAGCUAUAGAAAGUGGAGACACUGACUUAGUGUACACCGUUGUAAUGCAUCUAAAGAAUGAGAUGAGCAGAGGAGAUUUCUUUAUGACUUUGCAGAACCAACCAGUUGCCCUGAGCCUUUACCGACAGUUCUGUAAGCACCAGGAACCAGAGACGCUCCAAGAUUUGUUCAACCAGGACGACAAUCACCAGGAACUUGGAAAUUUUCGCGUGUAUUCCAGUUAUUCCAAUGAAACGACCAUAGAGGGAAGAGUAGCAGCUUUGCAGAAUGCUGUAGAUGAAUACAACAAAGCCAAAAACGAAUUCGCUGCCAAGGUCACGGAGGAGCAGAUUAAGUUGCUGCGAUACCAAAGUCGUAUGCAAAAGGACACUGGUAAAACCUAUCUGGAUUACUCCUUACAUGACACUGUCUACAAUCUCCUGCUGGACAGCAAACUCAAACAAGCAGAACAACUUUACAAAGAUUUUAAGAUUCCUGACAAAAGGUUUUGGUGGCUGAAGAUCUCUGCAUUGGCAGAGAAGCAGGACUGGGAAGAACUCGAAAAAUUUUCUAAAAGUAAAAAGUCACCAGUAGGAUACAUGCCUUUUGUUGAAAUUUGUGUCAAACAUCAUAACAAGUAUGAGGCUAAAAAAUACGUAACAAAGGUCAGCCCAGAACAGAAAGUAAAAGCCUUUAUAAUGGUUGGAGACCUGGAUCAAGCUGUGGAAACAGCCACUGAACGCAAGAAUGAGAACGAGCUGAACAUGAUUCUGUUGAAGUGUACACCAGUCACCGAUCGGUUAAUUCUGGAGAAAAUAAACCGAGCAAAAUCUCAGCUCUUAAAGAAAUGAAGGGCUCACAGGCCGUACUUUGGAAGAUGAAUGCCUUAUUGAAAAAGCUCAGCAUGUGGUCAGUUUGCUGCAGAUCACGAUGACGUCCCUGCAUAUUUGUAAAUGCUUGAAUCUCUUUUGAGGAAGAAUGCAAUUGUCCCCACAUGUGAUUCUGUUUAACCUCGGAGAGAUAUUUGAGUGGAUAUCUGUGGUAAAAUAGUCAGUUAAUGAACAGAUAGCUUGUGACAUGAAGGGGUUGAAGUACUUGAUUCUGCUGUCGGUUGUGUUGCUGAGUUUCCUUCUAUUAUACAGUAUGUAACAAGCUGAAUUGUAAUACUGUUCGUUGCUAUUUAAAGCUUUAGUGCAGCAUCUGCACCAAUUUGUAAAUUAACUAAGUGACGAACUGAAACCCAGUUGAAAACAUUAUAAAUGCGAUUAAAGUGCACUGUUAUGUA